Molecule: messenger RNA, 1755 nt
Organism: Stegostoma tigrinum
Lineage: Eukaryota; Metazoa; Chordata; Chondrichthyes; Orectolobiformes; Stegostomatidae
Product: leucine-rich repeat-containing protein 3B-like
Exons: 3
Coding region: 152-1222 (356 amino acids)
Cellular component (GO): plasma membrane
Molecular function (GO): protein binding
Source: RefSeq, a predicted model, not a curated record
GGUCCAGGCAGCAGACAGGUCUAACAGACAGCAUUCCGCGCAGGCCGGGCCACAGGAGUAGAAACAGAUCCAUUGGACCGCAGGGAGCCAGAGACUGGGUGUUUCAGAGCCUUUCACUUCCUCAGUUAAGUUUUGAAGAGAAAUUCGGAGGAUGAUUCUCCCUGCAGCGUUUGUGCUGGUAUCUCAGUUGAGUGUUGCAAGUUGUACCUCGGAGACCUGGUCCAUCUGUCCCCGAGGCUGUGAGUGCAGAGAGGGCCUCAAAUAUGUCAACUGCUCAGCCGCUUCCUUGCAACAGGUACCCCCUAGCUUCCCAACCGAUACAGAGCAGCUGGACCUUUCGAAGAACAACCUGACCGUUCUCCCAGCCGGCAUCUUCCAAUCGCUCUGGAGAAUCAAUAUCCUUCUCAUUGGCUCCAGCCGCGUUCAGAGAGUCAACGAUGGAGCUUUCGCCUCUCUGGAGAACCUAUGGCGACUGGAUCUCCGGCAAAACAACAUCAGGGACCUGAGCGAGGGCUUUUCCAUUGGCCUCUCCUUCCUCAAUGAGUUGAUACUGUCAGACAACCACUUGGAGAAGCUGAAUUCACUGAUGUUCCAGUACCUGGACAAUGUGCAGAAACUCUACCUGAAUAAUAACCAGAUUUCUCAACUCUCCAGCAGGGCCUUCCGAAGUAUGACCAGGCUACGGCAGCUACACCUCCAGAAUAACCGACUGGCUAACCUGAGCAAUGGUGUCUUCUUCAUGCUGCAGAACCUGGAAGUGUUAAAUCUUCAGGGGAAUCUAAUCAAAGAUGUCGACACUGGCGUUUUCACAUCGUUGACCAGUCUGACGCUCUUGAACCUGUCCCGAAAUGGCUUGGAGCGAAUUAAGUUCAAGACUUUUCUGGGUAUUCAGACUUGGGGCACCCACAUUUUGCUGUCAAAGAAUAAUUGGACUUGUGAUUGUGAGCUGCAGAGGGUUUUUGGUAAACUGCAUAAUGUCCAACGCUUGCUUGUGGAUGACUAUGACAAUGUGAUCUGCUUGGAGCCUCCUGCCCUGAGGGACUUGCCAUUAGCAUCUGUUGACACUCAAUUGUGCAUAGCAGAGACUGUCACGGUCCUGGUUAUCACAGUGACAGUCUUCAUCACUGUUGUUGCUGCAAUUGUAAUGGCAGAAAGGAACAGGAAGAAACGAACGGGGAAGCACUGGAGUGAAGAAAGUGAAGACUUUGAUUCUCAAGAUUAAUCAGUCUCACGUUGUCAUGUGAAUUCUAGAAGCACAAUUGUCUCAGCUAUAUGGGAACACCACUGCGAGCAAUUUCUCCUGCAAGCAACACAGCACCUGAUGAGUAGGUAACUCACCGGCCCUUCACUGUCCCUGGGUCAAAACCCUACAAGUCCGUUCCUUGCAGCAUUCCAAAGCAUCCUGCAUCUCAAAUAUUUUAUUGGUUCAAGAAGGCAAUUCAUCACCACAUUCUUCAGGGACAGGCAGUAAAUGUUGGCACAUUGCGUAAUGCCCAAAUCCUAUGAAUGAAUUAAAAGUUGUGCAUCAAGAGCAAAAUAGCUGGAUUUAUAUUCAUAGAUGUGGUGUUUUGAGCAUUAUGUUUGACUAUUGCAAUAGACACUAGUAAACAUGAGAAACGGGGUUUGUGUAAUGGCUUCAAGGUAAAUUUUGGUGGUUUCCAAUCUACAACUUCAGGCUCUGCACUCCACCUACUGAACUGACCCCAGUAGUAUUUAUUCCUGGACUGUGACAGGUAUGAGAUCUUCACCCCUGUG